AAUGAAGAGGAAGCGGAAAAAUACAAUUACAAUUCUAGAAUUAUGAAAAUUCAAAUACAGAUGUCCGAGCGAGCUGUGGAAUUAUUGUCAUUACCAAAAAACAAUAAAUGUUUGCUAUUAGAUAUCGGAUGUGGAACAGGUAUGAGCGGAAGUGUAUUAAAUAAAGAAGGUCACCAUUGGAUUGGGCUCGACAUUUCUCCAGCUAUGCUAAAUGUAGCUAUGAAAUGCAACAGAAAAGGAGACUUAAUUUUAUCUGAUAUUGGACAAGGCAUUUCGUUUUGUGCUGGAUGUUUCGAUGGUGCAAUUAGCAUUUCAGUUCUGCAAUGGCUCUGCAAUAGCGACAAGAAAUUACAUAUUGUUAAAAAAAGAUUACAAGUAUUCUUCCGCACACUAUUUUCAAGUUUAUCUACGCACGCACGAGCUAUAUUCCAAUUUUACCCUGAAAACAAUGAACAAGUAAAUGUCAUCAUAGCUGAAGCUACAAAAUCUGGUUUUUUUGGUGGAACUGUUAUAGAUUUUCCAAAUAGUACAAAAGCCAAAAAAAUUUUUUUGGUAUUAAUGACUAGUAACUGUAUAUAUUCAUCAAAUCCGUUAAUGAAAACACGUUAUCCUGACCAAGAAAAUAAUCCAAUAAGAAAAUUGCAAAGCAGAAAUAAGAGAUCCUUGAAGUGCCACAAAAAUUGGAUUUUAAAAAAAAAACAAAAGUUCCGAAGACAAGGAAAAUUUGUCAAAAAUGAUUCAAAAUACAGUUCACGUAGAAGAUGUUUAAAGUUUUAGAAUAUGUUUAAUUAUAGAUUUAUAUUUCUUUUGGAAAUUUUAUUCUUAUAUAAUCCUCAUAACUGAAACUUUUUAAAAUAUAAUAUUAAACUUUACCUUCUGCGAUUUAAUGUUUAACAUGGAAUCUUCAAUUACGAAAAAUUUACCCGUGAGCCAUUUAAGAAAAUUCCAGCUCAAGGCGCCACGUCAACAAAUUAUUUAGGUGGUUAAUAUCAGACGGUGCAUUCGCUUUGCUGUUACAGUAGUAAUGGACUUGUUACCACCUUGACUCACAAAACAACCUGAAAUUAUUUAGGAAAUACGUGCACAUGCAUGAAAUAAACAGGCACCCACGUACCCUUGAUUCAAAUGAUUACAACUUCCGUCCAACAUAACGCUUUCGUAUUUUUAGUACCAGUCACUCAAAUGCCGUGACAUGCCGCCUUAGAAUAUUAGUAUUUUCAUUCUGUAUAUAUAUAGAGUGUAAAAAAAUAAUAUAUAAAAUAUCCUCUACUUACUCUCUCCUUUAAUCUCUCUUUGUCUUUCUCUCAGGUAACAUAAUAAAAUACUACAAUCAACAUAAAAAUGUUCGCAACUAAAUUAUAUGUAUCACAAAUUUGAUAGACGACGUAGUUUCACAUAGAUAAAAUUAGUGAUGCACUAUAAAAUUUGUAAGAUAAAACAUAUGAAAUGCAUUAUAAAAGUUGAAAAAAUAAAAUGAGGUCGAGCAAAAGCAUAUCAAAGCAGUGCGGAAUCAUUCAACGUGAGAAAUGCAUAAAUCAUGCAUAUUUAUAGUAAAAACCAUGAAAUACGUGGGUAUCAUCUCAGUGCAAGAAGUUGGAACUCAGUCUAAAAAUGAGAGACGAAGAAUAUUGUGUUUCUUUCAAAUACUAAACUUUUCACUUUCAAUGAUCGGAUACAAAUCUUCUAAUCACUCACUACUAAUUCUAAAUAACUCAUAUAGAUUCAAAGAACCAAAACCAUGACUUAGAUUUUUCUAAAUCUUUAAUAUAUUCAUCUGUAUAAAAUUUAACGAGAUACAUAGUUUUUUAUUUUUCCUAGAAAUUACGAUUAGUAUUGAUAACAUUUAUAUUUUGUGUUACGUCUUGUUUUUAUGUUAUUUUAUAAGGAGAUAAUUCAUGUAUCCACGUGAAUA
Phymastichus coffea is the source of this 1912-nucleotide messenger RNA. RefSeq names its product probable 18S rRNA (guanine-N(7))-methyltransferase. Gene Ontology annotation, biological process: rRNA (guanine-N7)-methylation. Lineage: Eukaryota; Metazoa; Arthropoda; Insecta; Hymenoptera; Eulophidae. Gene Ontology annotation, cellular component: nucleolus. The record is from RefSeq and is a predicted model, not a curated record. Gene Ontology annotation, molecular function: rRNA (guanine) methyltransferase activity.